AUCCCGAUUCAUGGCGAUGACUCUAUAGGAGGCUGACAGCUGCUGGGGCAUGUCAUACAUCACACAGAAGCUGGAAGACCCUCCACUGUGCUUCUUUUAGAUUUUUUGGGAUCCUUCAGCCAGCCGGCUGAUCCCAGGACAAGGCGGCUUGGAGCUCCAGCAACCACCUAAACUGUGUUUAUCUCACAUCAGACAAAAAUCCGUACUGGAUAUAAUAGAAAAGACGCCAGUCUCCCAAUUGAAUAACAUGGGUGAUUGGAGCUUCCUAGGAGAAUUCCUUGAAGAAGUCCAUAAACAUUCAACAGUAGUGGGAAAAGUCUGGUUGACUGUCCUUUUUAUCUUCCGGAUGCUUGUCCUGGGCACAGCUGCAGAAUCUUCCUGGGGAGAUGAACAGUCUGAUUUCAAAUGCGACACCCAGCAACCCGGUUGUGAGAAUGGUUGCUAUGACAAAGCUUUCCCAAUAUCCCACAUCAGGUAUUGGGUCCUUCAGAUUAUCUUUGUCUCCACACCAUCCCUGCUAUACAUGGGUCACGCAAUGCAUACUGUCCGUAUGGAGGAGAAGAAACUUAAGGAGGCCAAGGAAGGAGCAAAGACAAUCCAGAACAAGGUGGACUCUUUUUCCCAGCAUUACCCAGCACCAGAGAAGAUAGAACUGUCCUGCUGGGAUGAACCAAGGGAGAAUAAUUCUUCAGGCACUUUGCUGAAUACCUAUGUCUGCAGAUUUUAAUCCGUACCACAUGGAGAUUGCUUUCAUUGUUGGGCAUAUAUGCUCUAUGGAAUCUUUCUGGAGACCCUCUAUAUCUGUCACCGGCAGCCCUGUCCUAAUCCAGUCAACUGUUAUAAUCUCUCGGCCAACAGAAAAGAACUCUUUAUCGUUUUCAUGCUUGUGGUAGCAGCCUUCUCUCUCUUCUUAGGCCUGGCUGAACUGUAUCACUUAGGAUGGAAGAAAGCUAAGCACACCUUAUCAGAAAAUCAGCCCUACACCAGCAAUUGGCAAAUGGAGGGAGACACUCAAGUGAAGACAGAUGAAAGCUGCACCCCUCCUCCAGAUUUAAUCAGUGUUUAGCCAAACCCUACUGGGAAAUAUCUCAGCCCCUUUAGUAACAAAAUGGCCUCUGAGCAAAACACGGUCAACUUUGCAACAGAGAGGGUUCACAUCCAGAUGAUUCAGGUGGAGAAGCCCCCCUUUAUCCAACUAAACUACAUGCAACAUCCAGAAGCCAGUGUAAACUCUGCACUGAAUCUGACACCAAAUGGAUACUUUCAGAACAAACGCAGACUCAGCAAAACUAGCCACACAAGCAGUAAGGCAAGGUCUGACGACUUGUCAGUGUGAGGUACUUCUAGUGGAGCUAAAAGAACGGAAGAAGCUGUUAUGGCAAAUGGCUGCAGUUAAAUUUUCGAAGUCUAAACAGUGGAUCAAUUAUCUUAUUAAUUCAUGUUUAGCUGGCAUAUUCCAAAAUGUCUUUUGCAUGUCCUGAAUCCAUUACUUUUCCAAAAUAAAAACUGUUUCAUUUCAAAACAACAAAGUAACUAGCAGUUACAUGGUGUUAUUAUACUUCAAGUGAUUAUCUCAUAACCCAGCACUAUUAAGACAGUAUAAUCUUCGCAACUUCUCCAAGAACCUUGGAAAUUAUAGUUUGGGAACAAUGCUGAGUUGUGUCUGUUCCAAGCCCUUAUACAGACAGAAUUACAAUUCUCAAGAAUCCUUGUUUGGAUAAAGGAAAGGAGUAAAUUAUAAUUCUGAAGAAAAACUCAGGGCAUUUCCAUAAUCCUCUGUGGGAUUGGCUCCAGGCGGAAUGGAUUCAUGCUGUGAUCUCUUUUUUGUGAAUUGAGUCAGGUUAUUUCUGACUCUUCUCAGGUGUAUUUAAAACUUUUGAAUUUUUUUUUCUUUUAGAUCACAGAGGUUCUGCAGACUUUCUGGGCAGUCUGUUUUCUCACUUGUGAUAAUUUUUGUCUUAACCUUCCUCUCAGUUUCUGGACUCGUUUUAACUAUUAUUACCAAACUUCACAGAAGUUCAACCUUCACUGACCUUGACUCUUAUCUAUCCAUUAUUCACAAUAUGUCUUCCCCUCAUCAAAUACCAGCCACCACGGUCCUUUUGCAAGCAUGGAUACAGUUAUUGGGAAAAGUCAGAACAAAUUUUACAAGAGAUGGGGCAUUUAAAUACAAAAUGGAACCAGUGGCAGAUAGUCUCUCGAGCAACAUCAGAUGUUUUGCUACUUUCUUUUUCGUUUGGUUGAACUUUUCCUGCUUCAGCUUCCCACCAUUGCUGUUUAUUUCAGAUUGUUUUGCCAGCACAUAAACCAUAUUCUUAAAAAAAAUGGAUAACGGACAAACCAAUUUCUGAGAUUUCACCUUUGUGUGGAGGAGGUGAGGGGAUUCCAUUAGUCAACAGCGAUAGCAUUUCAGGGGAUGGGAGCACUUGAAUUACAUUUGAUAUUCUCAUUUUGAUAAACUAGAGGAUGAGCAUUGAAAAUGGUUCCUCCAUUUUCUGAGUUUCAAAGACAACCGAUGUGAAGGACGAUAGAUCAGAUUGAAAAGGCUUUGGGAGGGAUUGGGAGAGGAUCGUGUGGGAACGUUACUGAGGGAAUUUGCAAACUAAAUUGUGGCGAGUAUCCACAUUGCUUAAAAUAAUUGGACCAUUUGGAACACCUUUUUUUUUCUUCAAAACUAUAUAGAAAAUCAUGCUAGUACCAAGUAAAAUGCAAUUAAUUCUACUUGAAUUUUUGAUGUAUUGUCUAUAAUAAAUCUGAAUACUGUAUGGCUUAUAGUGUUAAAAACAUGCACCACCUCAGGAGGAUAGCAAUUAAAAUACUUUGUUACUUCAACAAAAAUAUUGAUAUAAAAAGUUUUUACUGAAAUUAAUAUUCCUGUAUGAACAUGAAUUAAUACUCUGUGGAACACUAAGAAUUUGUGGCUUUUAAAUAUGAUAUUCUCUAUCCAUUUUAAGUUACUGCUGCUGGGAACAGAGUCACUAGGCCAAAAUGCAUCACGGAACAAAAAAGAUCACAGAGGCAGACAAAUCUUACCACAUCCAAACAUAAUGUUUCUCUUUAGCUAUUUUUUUUCAGUAUGAGGGACUCAUAGGAAGAGAACUGUUAAUUAUGCCCGUAACAUCCACUGGAAAUUGAAAUUUUGAGAAAAAUUCUUUAGUUUCAGGUGUGGACUAUUUUCUCUCAACUAAAAGGUGUAAGCCUACUCUGAAGACUUACGGCAGGUUUUUUUAGCUAAUAGCCAGAAAUAGCUAUUAAUUUUCAGCAGUUGGUGAUGGAAUUUUAUGGGCAUGAUCCUGUUGAGGUGAGAGAAUGCAAAAAGGGGGCUGUAUCCAGUGGUGGGGUAGCAGGCGGUAUGCCCCAGUACGAGUACCAUUCCAGUACCAGAGGGCCCACCUGCCUGCCAUCAACCUUACCUGUCUUUAAACUCUUCAGUGAGCCUGCGCGCACACACAGCACGUACAGCACCUGCGCGAUGCUCCGCCAAGCAACUGGAGUGUCAUGGAGGUGUCACUGGAUGGUA
Thamnophis elegans (Western terrestrial garter snake) is the source of this 3520-nucleotide messenger RNA. RefSeq names its product gap junction protein alpha 5 (gene GJA5). Gene Ontology annotation, biological process: cell communication. Gene Ontology annotation, cellular component: connexin complex. Lineage: Eukaryota; Metazoa; Chordata; Lepidosauria; Squamata; Natricidae. The record is from RefSeq and is a predicted model, not a curated record.